AUGAGAAGGAAUCUUAUUUCAAUUUCUAAGUUGGUUCUGUCGAAUUAUUCUUUUCAAUUCAAUAAAGAAGGCUUCAGUUUGUUUCAUAAUUCAAUUCCAGUUGCAAAAGGCCCUGUUGAAUGUGGUUUAUUUCACUUGAAUUCCAUACCAGCUGCUCUAAACACUGAAAUCAUUCCAAGUCCAACUCAAUCUGCUAGGCUUUGGCAUCAUAGGUUAGGUCACAUCUCUAAAGAUAGAAUCCAACGCUUAGUUAAAGAACAAAUCCUGCCAUCAGUAGACUUCUCUGAUCUAGAUGUCUAUGUCAAUUGUAUUAAAGGGAAAUUAACUAAGGCAAGAAAGAAAGGCUCAAACAGAAGUGGUCAACUCUUAGAAAUAAUCCAUACAGACAUCUGUGGCCCUUUUCCCAUCCAAACUCUAGAAGGCCACAGAUACUUCAUAACCUUCAUAGAUGACUACUCUAGGUAUGGCUACUUGUUUCUCAUUACAGAAAAGUCUAGUGCUCUGGAAGCUUUUAAAAUUUUUAAAACAGAAGUUGAAAGACAGUUGGAAUUAAAGAUAAAAGUUGUUAGGUCUGAUAGGGGAGGUGAAUAUUAUGGGAAAUUUGAUCAAACUGGCAGACACCCUGGACCUUUUGCUAAGUAUUUGCAGGAAUGUGGAAUUGUUGCACAAUACACCAAUCCAGGAACUCCAGAGCAGAACGGUGUAGCUGAAAGAAGAAAUAGAACACUCAAGGAUAUGGUGAGGAGUAUGAUCUGCAAUUCACAGCUACCUAAUUACCUAUGGGGCGAGGCAAUAAGGACAGCAAACUACAUCCUAAACCGUGUACCAAGUAAGGCAGUAUCAAAGACCCCUUUUGAGCUAUGGACUAACAGAAAGCUGAGCCUCAACCAUUUGCAUAUAUGGGGGUGCAAGGCAGAAGCAAAAGUCUUCAAUCCACAAGAGAAGAAAUUGGAUCCCAAGACCAUAAGUUGUUUUUUUGUAGGUUAUCCAGAGAAGACGAAGGGGUACAGAUUUUAUUGUCCAAAUCAUACAACAAGGCUUGUGGAAACAGGUAGGGCAGUUUUUCUAGAAAAUGUCCAUGAAGAAAGGAAGGCCACAGAUUUCAUUUUUGAAGAGCUGGGUGAAAUUGCAAUUGAGCCAGCAAAGCAAAGUGUGCAAGUUCCACAUAUAAGUGAAAUACAAGGGGAAGAUUAUGAAGAUAUGGAACCUGAACAAGAAGACAUGAAUGAAAUUCAAGUCCAGGAAACUCAAGAUGUGAACAAUGAAGUAGUUCAGCCACAAGAAGCACCAGCUCCACAGAGAAGAUCUAACAGAAAUAGAAGACCAGCAAUAUCUCAAGAUUAUGUAGUGUAUUUACAAGAAUCAGAGUUUAUGGCAUCAGAUUUUGAAGAUCCUUUGUUUUUCAAUGAAGCAAUUAAUAGUCCAGAGGUAUUGAAAGGGAAAGAAGCCAUGGAAAGUGAAUUAGAUUCAAUGGAAAACAAUCAGGUGUGGGAUUUAGUAGAGCUGCCAGAAGGAGUGAAGCCAAUAGGGUGUAAAUGGGGUGUUCAAAACCAAGAAAGACUCAAUGGGCAACAUAGAAAGAUUCAAGGCCAGAUUAGUUGCAAAAGGUUUUACUCAAAAAGAAGGAAUAGAUUAUAG
Messenger RNA from Prunus armeniaca (apricot), 1638 nucleotides. The record is from the annotation of a GenBank genome assembly. NCBI's taxonomy places the organism in Eukaryota, Viridiplantae, Streptophyta, Magnoliopsida, Rosales, Rosaceae.